This is a messenger RNA of Spirodela intermedia, 1655 nucleotides long. The record is from the annotation of a GenBank genome assembly. Lineage: Eukaryota; Viridiplantae; Streptophyta; Magnoliopsida; Alismatales; Araceae.
AUGGACGUAGAAAGCAAGGAGGAGUCUCUCCCACCCGGGUUCAGGUUCCAUCCCACCGACGAAGAGCUCGUCACCUACUACCUAACCCAGAAGUCCUCCGACUCCAGUUUCACCGGGAGAGCAAUCGCCGACGUUGAUCUCAACAAAUGCGAACCGUGGGAUCUACCAGGUGCACAUUUCCCUGAUCACCAGAAAUUUCUUCAAUCUUCAUCAAUUGACGCUUCACUCUCUGAAACAUAUAGUAUUGUUACACCUGAGAUUACCUGCUCUCUCUCUCUUUCUCUCUCUCUCUCUCUCCCUCUCUCGCUCUCUCUCUAUCUCUAUCUAUCCACACAUACACGCCAUCAGUAGGAGCAUAUGAUCUCUUUGAGUGAGAACCGGUAGAUGAAUAUCCCCGUAGCGAGCGAUUGUUUACAUGGGCUUUCUGUUAGAUUUAAUAGAUUGUCGUCUUUAAAGUUGUAUCUUGUGAAGUAGUGCUGUUUUGACUGCACUACUUCACAAGACUUCCCCAGUGACAGUCCGCACAACAGGAAAAGAGAGUGCUCAACUGAGAGGUGAUUGGAGGGGAGAGAGAGAGAGAGAGAGAAAGAGUAGGUGAAGUCUAGUGUGAGAGACGGAAGUAAUUAUUCUGGAGACGACCAGCUAAAGUUUGCGUCUUCCACCGCCAUGGCCAAAAAUAGGAGAUAUUUGUCGAAAAUUAUUUCCACUGAAUAGCUUGCAAGAUUUUGAAUACAUUUUGGUCAAACAACCCAUCUUCACAUUAACAAGAGAAUAAUUUACAUAAUUAUUGGAUAUUUCAACCACGAAACUGCUUGUUAUCGGCGUAUAGUUGACGACUACUCGCUGUACUUGUGGGGAUGGGCAGGGAAGGCGAGGAUGGGGGAGAGGGAAUGGUACUUCUUCAGCAUGCGCGACAGGAAGUACCCAACUGGCCUCCGGACGAACCGCGCGACGACCGCCGGCUACUGGAAGACGACCGGCAAGGACAAGGAGGUCAUUGGCGGCGGCGCCGCCGCCGCUGCCACCGAGCUCGUCGGAAUGAAGAAGACCCUCGUCUUCUACAAAGGGAGGGCGCCGCGCGGGGAGAAGACCAACUGGGUCAUGCACGAGUACCGCCUCCACUCCAAGCCCGCCUACAAGAAUUACAAAGUAAGAAACUACGUAGCAUUAUUCAACUCUCUCUCUCUCUCAUGGACGGUGUUAUCUCUCGGCACCAGCAGGAAGAAUGGGUGCUCUGCCGAGUCUUCCAGAAGAGCCAGGGGACGAAGAAGCCCCCCCUCAGCCAGCCCCGCUCGAACCCUUACACCCUUGAGUCGGCGGUGCUGCCCACGAUCCAGUUCAACCCGUUGCACCGCCACGUCGGCGACGUCGGACGGGGAUACGCCGAGCUGGCGGAGCUGACGAGGGCAGCUUUCCGAGGGAUCACCGGAAUGAACUCCCCCCUACAGCCUCUGCCCAGCAGCAUCACCCUAUCUAGUCUCACCCCUGCAACUCCCACGUGGCACCCGGCUCCUUACGUACCGCCCUCGCUCCACGUCGGCAUCGACACGCACGUGCCAGCCUCGGGCCUGCCGCCCAGCUGCAUCCUCCAGACUGACGCGGGAAUUCAGCAGGCUGAACCCUACGCGGAGGGCGGCCUCUGGCCUUCUUACUAA